Molecule: messenger RNA, 1048 nt
Organism: Carassius auratus (goldfish)
Lineage: Eukaryota; Metazoa; Chordata; Actinopteri; Cypriniformes; Cyprinidae
Exons: 3
Coding region: 34-675 (213 amino acids)
Source: RefSeq, a predicted model, not a curated record
CUCAUAGAUUUUGUUAACUUGUGGCAUACUACAAUGUCUAAAAGACUACAGUUAAGCCACGAUGGACAUGACGAAUGUGAUGAAGACAUUAGACCUGAUACCAGACAAUUUAACCAUGGACAUGAAGAAAACAGUGAAGAGUUAGACAUGCUGUCUACCAGACAGUGCCAGAAAGAUGGCAUAAAUGAAAUUGAUGAGGUUACUAUCAAAAAGUCAGAAGCGCAAAAUACGAAAUCUUUACUGGGCAUGAUUGACACGUACGACAGAUCAGCGAGUGCCAAUGCAGAAGGAGGUUAUGCUGAACAAGGCUUUUAUGCAUCCGGUUUUGAAAACAAACCAGGAAAGAGGCUUCCCAAGGCUGGAUACCUUGCAGAAGCAGGAGUUGGACGAGCUCGUGCGGAAUACAGUAUAUUUGAGGCUGAAGCUAAAGGUCCAAGUGCCUCAUUUGAUGGAGAAGCCAAAAUUGGUAAACUCGGAGCAAUGGCUCGAGCUGAAAUCGCCAGUGCAUCAGCUAAAGCUGGUCCAAUUGGUGUGAAAGUGGGACUAGGCUUUGACACGGGUGCAUCUAUUGGUGUGGGUGGGGUGGAGGCCAAAAUCCUGGGAAUUGGAUUCUCAUUUGGUUCAAAGAUGGGAGUAUCCCUUCUGGGUUCAGAAGUGUCAUUUUCAUUCUUUUAGCCACAACAGGUAUUAAUUACCUUUGAAUAUUCAUGUAUAACCUUUUACUAUAAAUGUAUCCUAAAAAUCUCUGUCUCGGUUUUGACUGCUCACAUUAGAAAUCACCACUGAAGAAUCGUCUGCACAUUUAUUUGGUGCAGAUUUUCUUGACGCAACCUAGCACUGAUAUCCUGAAAACCAAUUUACAAUUACUUAUAUUUAACCCACUUACUGUAAUUAAUCAUUCAAAUUGUUCUCUGUUCUCUCUAAUGUGUGCUGUUAUCACAUUGUAAGUCUACUUUUCUAUAUUCCUGUCCUCAUUUAGGAACAUGUAAUCUGUCAAAAUGUCAACUCAAACUUGUGUAUCUAAUUUAGUUUUGUAUCUUAUAAUAUA